Molecule: messenger RNA, 1537 nt
Organism: Eruca vesicaria subsp. sativa (arugula)
Lineage: Eukaryota; Viridiplantae; Streptophyta; Magnoliopsida; Brassicales; Brassicaceae
Source: the annotation of a GenBank genome assembly
GUCGAAGAUACUGAGCUCUACAAGCACCUUCAGCUCCGUACAGACAUGGCUCUCCAGGCUGCCUACUCGCUUCUUCCUUCUACUACUGCUUCAAUCCACAAAGAGGGUAGAUUCAGUGCUUCUCUGAAGGAGACAACUCUAACUAGUUUUUCAUUUUCAAACAACCUCAGAGCCGACAAGAUCUCAACCCUGUUAACCAUCAAGGAACAGAGAAGAAAACAAACUCCGCCGUUUUCCACUGCCAUUCGUGCACAGACCGUUACAGCAACGCCGCCGGCGAACGAAGCCUCGCCGGAGCAAAAGAAGACUCAGAGAAAAGGCACAGCAGUGAUCACCGGAGCUUCCUCUGGUUUAGGUUUAGCUACGGCCAAAGCUUUAGCAGACACAGGGAAAUGGCAUGUGAUCAUGGCGUGCAGAAACUUUCUCAAGGCCGAGAAAGCAGCUAAAUCCGUAGGAAUGUCAAAGGAAGAUUACACAGUGAUGCAUCUUGAUCUUGCUUCCUUAGAAAGCGUGAAGCAGUUCGUUGAUAACUACAGGAGAACAGAACGGCCGUUAGAUGUUCUUGUCUGCAAUGCUGCUGUUUACCAACCAACAGCUAAAGAACCUUCUUUUACAGCUGAAGGGUUUGAGCUAAGCGUUGGAACCAACCAUCUCGGUCAUUUUCUUCUCUCUAGGUUGCUUCUUGAUGACCUGAAAAAAUCAGAUUAUCCAUCAAAACGUAUGAUCAUCGUAGGAUCUAUAACAGGAAACACAAACACUUUGGCUGGGAACGUGCCGCCGAAGGCAAACCUUGGAGACCUAAGAGGCUUAGCGUCGGGUUUGAACGGGCAAAACAGUUCGAUGAUAGAUGGAGGAGAGUAUGAUGGAGCCAAAGCUUACAAAGACAGCAAAGUAUGUAACAUGCUGACGAUGCAGGAGCUUCACAGGCGUUACCACGAGGAAACAGGUGUCACGUUUGCUUCUCUUUACCCUGGUUGCAUCGCUACAACAGGGUUGUUUAGAGAGCACGUACCUCUGUUUAGGCUUCUGUUUCCGCCUUUUCAGAAGUAUAUCACCAAAGGUUACGUAUCUGAAGAGGAAGCUGGGAAAAGAUUAGCACAGGUUGUGAGUGAUCCGAGUCUGGGGAAGUCAGGGGUAUACUGGAGCUGGAACAACAACUCGUCUUCGUUUGAGAAUCAGCUGUCUAAAGAAGCAAGUGAUGCUGAGAAGGCUAAGAAACUUUGGGAGGUCAGCGAAAAGCUUGUUGGUUUGGCUUGAUGCAAACACAUUUUAGAUUACAAGACUUCUGUGAAAUGUACCAUAAACUCAUUAGAUUACAGAUUUAAUAAUCAUUGUGAAUGGACUUUCUAAAGUUUUUAAGGUUUGUCAAGAAAAUUAGAGGGGUAGCAUAGAAAGACUAUUUGAUCUGAUCAAGCCGUUGAUUUUUAAUCACAAUAAUGAACGAAAAGUUUGUAAGUGCAUAUACUAAUCAACAUCAAUCAAUACUCAAUGUUAAACUUGCCAAGCAAAAUUAAAGAAUAGUUUAAGGUCGUUCUCU